AUGUCGCGGGCUAAAGAGUCAUAUAUCGACGAGUGUGCUAUUGGAACACAUGACUGCAACACUGAUGCUGUGUGCAUCAAUACAAAGGGAUCGUUCAACUGUACAUGUAAACGUGGAAAUUCUGGAGAUGGAAGAACUUGCAAAGGAUCAAUUUCAAACUGCAACGAAGCCCAUAACCUUAAAUUUGAUAGUGGCGUUGUUAUGCUCCAUAUCGACUCUACACCAAUUUCCGUUUUCUGUCACGUGGACGAUUUCGGCUGUGGAGAUGGAGCGUGGACCCAGGUUAUAAAGAUUGAUGGCAGUAAGCGAACUUUUCAUUACGAUUCUGGUUUUUGGAGCAACAACGUAGCGUAUAACCUUCCUGGAGGAGAGACUGGGUUUGACACAUUGGAGACCAAGUUACCGACCUACUGGAACACAUCCUUCUCCAAGAUCUGUCUUGGUAUGACGAUUAACGAACAGCUUAGGUUUAUUGUCAUCAACAGGCAAGCCAAUUCGCUGUACUCAUUGAUCGCCGAUGGACAAUACUGCUCCACCUCAUUGGGCCGUGAUACGUGGAAGUCACUGAUUGGUUCACAAGGCUCUUUACAGGCUCACUGUAAUAAAGAGGGGUUCAACCUUGAACCGGAGGGUGCUUUCUGGAAGAAUAAAGGUUGUAAAGCAAGGAUCGGUAUUCUCACCAACAACCAAAAUAAUUGCGGUGACGUUGAGUCCAGAAUCGGGUUUGGAACAGGCGGGCCGCGCGAUGACAACAACACGUGUGGAAUCGAUGCUACGGGGUUACCACUCGAUAAUGGCGAGAGACGCAUCAAAGCCAUGGGAUAUAUCCUGGUGCAGUGACGAAAAAAAGGAGUAAACAAACUGGUAAACAAUGUUUGCAGCGUCUCCUUCAUCAACAACCACAACCAAAUUUACCAGUUUAAAGAUAACUAACUAAAUGAACAGUGAUCUUGAAUUAAAAACUCACAUUUGCACGAGAAGCUCCGUUUCUUUGUCAAUUUCAUAUUUUUCGGACAAUUUCUUUGCCUUGGACAUCUAUCAGCUUCCUGAAGUGAUUUAUAUACAAAAUAUUCAGAACAUAACUCCUCAGGAACUGAGGGUACAUCACGGUAUCUUGAUCACAUUUCCAAAUGUACAUACCAAUAACCAGAGAUUAACUGCGUCACGAAGGAUAAGCAUUAGACACGUAUAAAUCGCUGAUUGGUUCACAAGACUCCUUACAGACUGAUCAUAAUAAACAAGGGUUUUAUCUUGAUCCGGAGGGUGCCUUCUGGAAGAGCUUGUAAAGCAAGUAUCAGUAUUUUCACCAAAAACCAAAAUAGUUGCGAUGACAUUGAGUCUAGAAUCGGGUUUGGUACAGGAGGGCCGAGGGAUAGCAACCAAACCUGUGGAAUCAAUGCUUCCAGAUGAACCCCCGAUAGCAAGGUGAGAAAGUCACGGGUUACAUCUGGGUGCAGUAAUGAGAGAAAAAGAAAACAAACUGGGAUGAACAACAUAGUUAUCAUCACUCUUGCCGAAAUUAAACAACGAAAACAUACGUUCUUAUACACCGAAUGCAAAUAUGGCGGACAACUCGGGUGGACAGGGCCGACUUGCGCUAAGUCGAGGCUAGUAAAGCCACGGCUUUUCCAUGUUGUUUUGGUUUUCACAAAUGGCUGCAAGUGUGCUAACCCAGGACGAUAUUCCGAGAGCUUCUCUCGCUGAAAGAGAGCAUCAGGCCUUAAAAUGCGAAGAACUUCGUUUUUGGCUCAAAUGUAGAGGCGAUUCAUUAAAGGAGUUGAAAAAAAAGUAGCGCUAGUGAAGAGCUUAGGCGCAAGAUCGCUUCGUGUUUCGCUAUAACUUGUCAAAAUAUCACACCAAUACGUGUGAAAAAUCAGAUUUUACGAGCUAAAAGUAGCUUUCUUUUCGCUCUUAAAAGGUCGAAGAAUAUAUUAAAACUGGCCGAGACCAAAAUACAGUUGAUCCUGAUCCUCUCAAUGUGUAUAUGCUGUAGGUCAAUUUUAUCCUUGGUUCAGAUUUCAUUUUCCUUUG
Messenger RNA from Stylophora pistillata, 2031 nucleotides. RefSeq names its product putative skeletal organic matrix protein 5. Lineage: Eukaryota; Metazoa; Cnidaria; Anthozoa; Scleractinia; Pocilloporidae. The record is from RefSeq and is a predicted model, not a curated record.